AAAAAAAGAAAAAAAAGAGUCGUCUGUUUAUCUCUCUUACUACAAUCAUUUCAUAUUCUUCUGUGGAUCCAAUGCUACAAAUGAGCUCUACGAUUUUCCAUAUUUCUGACCCGAUUUGCCAUCCCAACUGAAUCCAUUUCCGCAGCCUAUUCUUUAUCCAAGAUUUUAUCUUUUAUCCUUUAUUUUUAUCGAACCCUAUCUUCUCUGUUUCCAAUUCCAUUGCAAAACCCUCGUUCAAAAUUCAAUCUUCAAUUGUAUUUCGACCUCCCUUUGUUAUCAAUUUUUGGUUUCCAAAUUCGGGACUUUGGAAUCUGGGGUUUUGAAUUGUUGUUCAAAACCCUAAUUGCAAGGAAAAAAUGUCGACGAGGGGGAGCAGAUCUGAGAAGGUGAAGAGAAUAUUCCAGCAAUUCGAUGUGAACAGGGACGGCGGUCUGAAUCGGGAGGAAAUGGCGGCUUUGGUGGUCGCCGUGAACCCCCGGGUCAAGUUCAGCGACGAGCAAAUCAAUGCCAUUCUCGACGAGGUUUUCAGGACCUACGGCGAGUUCAUCGACGGCGAGAAGGGCCUCACAUUCGACGGCCUGUUACGCACUUACGAUGACGGAGCCGGCGACGUCGACCGUGACUUCGACGCGCUGGGCCUCGAACUCAAGCCGGAAAAUGAUAACGGAAUUUCGAUGGCCUCGGAAGGGGCGUCGUCGUCAAUUGCCGAUGAGCGAGUGAUGGAGCCGCACAAGAAACAGAGAACCGCGGCCUGGGCGGCCUCGCCUAACCACGGAAUAGUAUUCGACGAUACUUGGAAACUCGUUGACGACCUCGAAAUCCUCAUAAAACGCCUCAAAGCUAAGCAGUCCAAGGAUGGGAAGCUUAAAAAUGACAAUUCCGACGUGUACUCCGACCCGGGUUGGUCCCGGGAAUUAGGGCCUUCCUCCGAGCUUUCCGAUAAACGGGUGGUUUGGGACGAAUCGGGGCACGAUUACGCCGUUUUUGUCAAAGAAUUGGGCGUUUUGAGGUCUAGGGCUGACGGGGCAAGGUCAAGGGAAGAAGCUUUUGAUGGCCAUAUGGCCUUAGGUAGGGUUUUAUAUGAUCACCAAUUAUUUAAGGAGGCAUUGGUUAGCUUUAAGAGAGCCUGUGAAUUGCAGCCUGCUGAUGUGAGACCUCAUUUCAGAGCUGGAAAUUGUUUGUAUGUUCUCUCGAGGCACGGGGAGGCGAAAGAAGAGUUUCUUCUUGCAUUAGACGCGGCAGAAGCCGGUGGGAAUCAGUGGGCUUAUCUGCUUCCUCAAAUUCAUGUGAAUCUUGGAAUUGCUCUUGAAGGUGAGGGUAUGGUGAUUAGUGCCUGUGAGCAUUAUAGAGAGGCUGCAAUUUUGUGUCCUACUCAUUUUAGGGCUCUUAAGCUAUUAGGUAGUGCACUUUUCGGUGUGGGUGAGUAUAAGGCUGCUGUUAAGGCACUUGAGGAGGCUAUUUAUAUGAAAAAUGAUUAUGCUGAUGCCCACUGCGAUCUCGCUUCUGCUUUGCAUGCCAUGGGGGAUGAUGAUAAUGCGAUUAAGGAGUUUCAGAGAGCUAUUGAUUUGAAACCUGGCCAUAUUGAUGCUUUGUACAAUUUGGGUGGACUUUAUAUGGAUAUGCAGAGGUACCAGAGAGCUUCGGAGAUGUACACGAGGGUCUUGACUGUUUGGCCGAACCACUGGAGGGCACAGCUGAAUAAGGCUGUGGCGUUGUUGGGGGCUGGUGAAAACGAGGAUGCUAAGAAGGCUUUGAAGGAAGCGUUGAAGAUGACAAACAGAGUGGAAUUGCAUGAUGCUAUAGCACACUUGAAACAGCUUCAGAAAAGGCGGUUGAAGGGGAAUGGGAGUGGCAAUGCAGAGGAAGCCUUUGUCAUUGUGGAACCGUCAAAAUUCAAGACUGUUGGUGAGAAAACUACGUUACGGCCAGAGUUAGCCACUGCUCUUGAUAUUAGGGUUUUUCAGAGGAUUACUAGACUGAAACGUUGCGAUGUUGAAACCUUAAAGAAGGAAAUGAAUGAAACUGAUGUACCAGUCUCCUAUUCAGGGAGCGGUGCACCUGAGAAAUCGAUACGCAAGGCUUCACUAGAGGAAAUUCUCCGCAAGUUACUUGGUUUCUUGAAGCCAGAAACUUUUGUAGAGGCUGUCAAAGCCAUAAACCAGAAAAUCCUCUCUGUUUUAGAUGAUUCAGAAUCAGGAAGAGUGGAUUUGGGCAUGUUUUUGGCUCUUCUUGCCCCUUUAUGUGGAGGAACUCCUGACAAACGAAAACGCAUAGUGUAUGAUGUGCUUCUGUGGAGGCCUGUGAACGAGGGUGGCACACAAAUUAGGAAAACUGAUGCCCAGAGGUACAUCAAGCUGUUGAGAGCCAUAUACAUUCCUUCCCACGGGGCUAGUGAGCUUCUAGAAAUUCAUGGGGAAGUCGACAACUCACUGGUCUCUUUCCAAGAGUUCCUCGUGAUGUUUGAUGAUCCUGAUUGGGGUUUUGGUAUUAUGAACACCUUAUUGAAGCUCGAAGUUGGGGACAGGAAUCGUCAUGGCAGCCAUUGCUGUGCAACUUGCCGCUACCCUAUCAUUGGAUCACGCUUCAAGGAAAUGAAAUCACACAUCAGCUUGUGUAGCCAAUGUUACAGCGAAGGAAAAGUACCUCCCACCUGCAAGCAGGACGAGUAUAAAUUCAAAGAAUACGCAAGUGAGUCUGAUGCAGUGAAAGAUAAAUGUAUGUGGUUUGGUAUGCACUCGAAAAGUUCUUCUCCCACUGCCACAACUACCACCAGCUAGGCUAGUCAAGUUCGCGUCUUUGAACUCUCGUGUACUCUUUUCUGCAUCGUGUUUAGCUGUUCGAGUUCAGCGGAUUCAUGCUCUUGUACAAUAAUCCAUUCUUUGUCUUCCCCACUGUAGAAAACUUGUGGCUCUUUUCAGGGUGGGUUCUUUUCGUUCUUCUAACUCCUUAGAAGGUCCAUGAAUUGUUUCUUUAGUAUGCUCAGAUGGUGUAAAGUUUUCAUUUUUCCAUUGAACCAUGUACCUUUCUCUGAUCUUGACUCUGCAUUAAGUUUACCUGUGUAAACACCUUUUUUUUUUUUUUUACCUAAUUGUCAAAAGUGAAAAUGAUUGAUCUGUGUGCCAAA
Messenger RNA from Ipomoea triloba (trilobed morning glory), 3124 nucleotides. RefSeq lists its product as uncharacterized. The record is from RefSeq and is a predicted model, not a curated record. NCBI's taxonomy places the organism in Eukaryota, Viridiplantae, Streptophyta, Magnoliopsida, Solanales, Convolvulaceae. Gene Ontology annotation, molecular function: protein binding; calcium ion binding. The transcript has a single exon. Gene Ontology annotation, cellular component: plasma membrane. Bases 357 to 2777 code for a protein of 806 amino acids.